GAAUCGUAACUCAAAGAAGGAUAUAAAAAUGGAGUGGGUUGAGUGAUGAAGAGUACUUUGUUUGUUACAGUUCCUAUGGCUCUCUCUAUCAGACCCUCUGUGAGAGUGCAGCCUGAACAAAGAGAUUGGAUCAGCUGCUUCGAUUCUCUGUUGGCGAGGUUGGUGUCGUGCGGCAUCUGCUCACCGGACAAACACGACACCAGUGACGAGGAGAUACCAAACUUGGAGGUAAUCGAGGUGGUGGCGGACGGUGGCUACGGGCGAGUCUACCGGUGCCUCGAUCCUGCCUCCGGCAACGUCUUCGCCGUGAAACAGAUCGCAAUAAUCGGCGCGUUCCAGGGUGUACCGUCUGCGAUCAUCCGCGAAGUGUCGCUCCUCAAAGAACUCCACCAUAAGAACAUUGUGAAGUUGCUUAAAGUCUAUGUGAAGGGAGAAAGACAUGUCAAUCUUGUCUUCGAGCAUGUCCAGGGCGACCUUCAUGACUAUAUUAGGCACAAGCGUUAUCGCAAUUACGCGAUUAUAAAGAGUUUCAUGCAGCAGAUACUCGCUGCUCUGGAAUUCUGCCAUUCGCGUAAGGUUCUGCAUAGAGAUUUGAAACCCGGCAAUGUGCUGGUUGAUGAACCCAAUUUGCAGAUCAAACUUGCCGAUUUUGGUUUGGCUAGAGAGUUUAGAGAUGACAUAUCAUAUACUGACCAGUUAGGAACUGCCUGGUACAGGGCACCUGAAAUGUUGUGCGACAACUGUCAAUAUUCAUCUCCAAUUGAUUUGUGGGCUGCUGGCUGUGUAUUUGCUGAGAUGCUAAUUGGAGGACCUCUAUUCAUAACUAAUAAGAACCGGGAUGAGUUGCAGGCAAUUUUCAGACUGUUAGGUACUCCUACAGAGGAUACAUGGCCAGGAAUCACUCAAUUAAUGCCUAGCCUUCAUAAUAAGUACCCGAAAUAUAAUCCAGUGGGCAUGGACAAACUCUUUCCUCAACUGGAUGAAAGUGGCCAGAAUCUUCUUGCAAGAUUGCUUUGCUUGAACCCAAUUGAAAGGAUUUCUGCAUCAGCCGCUCUAAACCAUGAUUACUUCAAGGAUGUUGAUUUGAUUUGGGAAGGAAAUCCAAGGGAGCUGUCGUCGAGUUGCAUUCCUUUUCGAUGA
Molecule: messenger RNA, 1140 nt
Organism: Vigna umbellata (rice bean)
Lineage: Eukaryota; Viridiplantae; Streptophyta; Magnoliopsida; Fabales; Fabaceae
Product: cell division control protein 2 homolog
Biological process (GO): regulation of gene expression; protein phosphorylation; signal transduction
Cellular component (GO): cytoplasm; nucleus; cyclin-dependent protein kinase holoenzyme complex
Molecular function (GO): ATP binding; cyclin binding; cyclin-dependent protein serine/threonine kinase activity
Source: RefSeq, a predicted model, not a curated record